GAUCCUUCAUUUGAAUACAAGCCAUACAAAUAUACUUGGGACCGGGGCGUCCGCAUUUCCAUAGUGCAACUAGACAUUAUGCCUGAUCCAUCCAAAUCGGCUCCAGCCCCCAAAAAAGGGUCCAAAAAGGCGGUCACCAAGGCGCAGAAAAAGGAUGGCAAGAAACGCAAACGGGGCCGCAAGGAGAGCUACUCCAUCUACGUGUACAAGGUGCUGAAGCAGGUGCAUCCGGACACCGGCAUCUCGUCCAAGGCCAUGGGCAUCAUGAACUCGUUCGUCAACGACAUCUUCGAGCGCAUCGCNAGCGAGGCCUCCCGCCUGGCGCAUUACAACAAGCGCUCGACCAUCACGUCCCGCGAGGUGCAGACGGCCGUGCGCCUGCUGCUGCCCGGGGAGCUGGCCAAGCAUGCCGUGUCCGAGGGCACCAAGGCAGUCACCAAAUACACCAGCUCCAAGUGAGGCGCGGCGAGGUUGCCCUCAAUUCAAAGGCUCUUUUCAGAGCCACCCAUACAGUCUUUAAAAGGGUCUUGGACAUAGUGUGGGACACUGACGAUUGCCACGCGCCUGAGGUGUUCCCUGACACUGGGUGCGGCCAAGUCUUGAUUUUUGAGCGAGGAGUGUGGGGGUAUGGCUGCUUUGCUCUUCCUAAGCAUUGUGUGAAUGACAGCUGCAGGAGCAGGCAAGAGGCGUGAGUCCCCUCCCCAAGCCUGAAGUUUCGGUGGGCGAGGUCACAGUGCAGUGGUAUUCUGGAUGUGGUCCCCCUUGGUGGCCUCUGAAUCUGUGUUCCCUUUAGCACUUUUCCAUCCUUUUCUGGAGUAGAAAGGCGUCUUUAUUCCCUGAAAACGACCAUUCUGACAUUAUAGCAUGUCAAUAAACCCUGCACUAGCAGUAUGCUGGAAAUGGGGCGGGGUCGGGGGGAGGUGCGGCACACUGUAAUGCCUGUGUGCAGGAGCUAGGAUAUAGCUUGUUUUGAGCAAGCGUUGCUCCCCUAAAGUUGCGUUGUUUUCUGUGAAGCAUUAGUAAAAGAA
This is a messenger RNA of Mus pahari (shrew mouse), 1028 nucleotides long. RefSeq names its product histone H2B type 3-B. The transcript has a single exon. Gene Ontology annotation, cellular component: nucleosome. Lineage: Eukaryota; Metazoa; Chordata; Mammalia; Rodentia; Muridae. The record is from RefSeq and is a predicted model, not a curated record. Bases 79 to 459 code for a protein of 126 amino acids. Gene Ontology annotation, molecular function: DNA binding; structural constituent of chromatin; protein heterodimerization activity.